This is a messenger RNA of Vigna umbellata (rice bean), 1441 nucleotides long. The record is from RefSeq and is a predicted model, not a curated record. NCBI's taxonomy places the organism in Eukaryota, Viridiplantae, Streptophyta, Magnoliopsida, Fabales, Fabaceae.
GCAUCUUGGACGGUUGCUUCUUUUGUUUUUGUUUUUCGUAAUUUUGUUUAGAAAAGGUUAAUGAUGUUGUCUGUGUAGCAGUACCUUCAUAGCCUCAUAUUAUCAUCUACAAUGCAUCAUUGACUGAUUUUUUUUAGUUUUUGUUUUUGGGUCUUUGAGCUUUGGGUAGCUGUUUCCUGAGUACAAUAUAAAAAAGUUCCCUUUUAUGGAAAUGGGAUCUGCUUUUUCCCAACUCAAAAAAAUAAGAAUAAAACUGAUUAUUGGAACCUAUAAUAACAGUAACAAUAUGCUAAUAGUCUGAUUCCUCUGGAAAAGGAACUCAUGGAGGUCAUGAUUUCUCCUACACUGCUUGUUGUCUCAUCUGCCCAAAUGCCAUAAACAAUUCCAAAAUUAGUCAUGUUUGUCUUUCUGUUGUGGCCUGGUUCUGACCUGAAUUUACUUCUUGCGAUUCAAAGAGAGGAAUGGAGGGUGACACAUUCUCUGGCCUUGGCAAUGGUGCUCAAAUUGAUGCCAACAUCAUGCAGACAUUUCACAAGAGCUUUGUUCAAGUUCAGAGCAUCUUUGAUCAGAACAGGCUACUCAUCAAUGAGAUAAACCAGAACCACGAGUCCAAGGUCCCUGAUAACCUCACCAGGAAUGUAGGUCUCAUUAGGGAGCUCAACAACAAUAUCAGAAGAGUGUAUGACCUAUAUGCUGAUCUUUCAAGUUCCUUUACCAAAUCCAUGGAAGUUACUUCAGAGGGGGAUUCCAGUGGUGGUGUGAAAUCAGAUGGGAAGGCAGGCCACAAGAGACACAGGCCUGUGUAGAAACUUUGUUUCCCUGUGAUUCUUUUGCUUGAUGGAGAAGUACAAGAAGUGUUGAAGGGUAGAACACAAGGUUAGAAGAUUCAGUAGUUGAAGAAGCUCUAUUGUGUUACAGGACUGCUAGCACAUCACUUGUUCCUUAUAUUCCAAAUAAAAAAUUAUAUAUUGAUUUUUAUCUACAAUUCUCUCAUUGUAAUUUGUAACCAUGUAAUUUGGGAUCUAAUAGAAAUCUAGCAUGAUUGUGCAACUAAUUCAAUCAUGCUACUGUUGUUUAAAGUGGAAAUAAGAGAGUCUUUCAUUUUUUUAACUCUUUUUUUUUUCUUUGAUCCUGUCAUGGUAAUGUAAUUUAGUGAUGAGCUUGAUUUUAUGAGCCUAUGAGGUAUACCUUUCAGCUUCCGUUAACUUUUUCUCUCUGUCAAAUGGAGCAAGAGGGUCUUCUUAAAUCUUUGUUCAUCAUUCCUUUUGAUGGGAACCUGUCAUCAUACCUUUAUUCCCUUUGCAAGUUCAACCCAAAAUGUUGAUCCAGUUCUCACUUUGGCUAAUAGCUGAAAUUGAGAACCGGUGGUAGAUACUGUUUUAGGUUCAUUCCCAUGUAACCACAGCUUCUUUACUGAAAAAUACUGUUCCUGAUUUUAAUA